CGCUGAAGAAAGUCCCUUUAGAAGUUCCCUCGGCGAAGUCUUAGCUUAGAUGAGACAAAUGGGUCAUCAGUCAGCAUUUGCAAGUUGCUUCCUCAUUGUCCGGUCUGAAAAUCCCGGGAUGAGUAAUUGCCUGCCGUGAUUUGUACUCAGUUAUUUCUUACUCAUACUUCAACUUUCCAGUUCCUUCACUGUGUAAAUUACCUCUCAUACAUCGAGACUUUAUUGGCCUUUGUUCCUAAAAAGCGACUUUACUCUGAACAGACAACAUCUUACCACUUAUACGCCACCGUUCGAUCGUACAUUGUGACGCAGUCCUCCAAUUUAUUCCCGAUUUGCGAUACCUACUCUAGAAAGCCUUGGGAAGUAGUAACAUUAGGGUAUCUUAUAAAAACUCGCCUAUCAUGCCAUCUGCACUCAUCAAUCACAAUAAGUUCGACGGCAUACCCGAAACAAUUGCCGCAUUUCGAAAUGGCGAAUUUAUAGUCGUUAUGGACGACCCGAGUCGCGAGAAUGAAGGUGACUUGAUCAUAGCUGCCGAUAGCAUAACAACCGAGCAAAUGGCUUUCAUGGUUCGACAUACGUCCGGCUUAAUCUGCGCGCCUAUCACACACGCCCUUACGGAAUCCCUAAAACUACCGCAGAUGGUAGAAAAUAGCGAAGACCCUCGCGGAACCGCCUACACAAUUUCUAUCGAUGCCGCCGACCCCUCCGUUACUACCGGCAUCAGCGCCCAUGACCGCGCCCUAACAGUCCGACACCUCGCAGAUCCCAAAUCUACCGCUGUCAGCUUUCGGCGCCCAGGCCACGUGUUCCCCCUGCGCGCACGUCCAGGUGGUGUCAGAGCUCGGAGAGGCCAUACCGAAGCUGGAGUGGACUUUUGUAGACUGGCGGGUAAGCCGGAGGUGGCGGCGAUCUGCGAGAUAGUCGAAGACGGGGACGAGGUCGCCGGGAGGGCCGUGCGAGAAGGCCCGGGAAUGAUGAGGGGUGAGGGAUGUAUCGCAUUCGCGAGGAGAUGGGGACUCAAGGUCUGCACAAUCGAGGAUCUAGUCGACCACAUAGAAAAGACCGAAGGUAAACUUGGCGCCAAUGGGAGCUCAUAGUUCCUUGCCGAGGUAUAAACAUGAAAAAAAAGAUUUUGGAUAUAGAUGGACAGGAGAGCAUCUCUAAUAUGACUACCCGAAGUAGUUGGGGAUGCGCAAGUGUUCGUUGGAGAGACAAAAACACUUAUGUACUUGGUGAAGCAGACGGAGAUACUUUACUUGGAUCAUACGGGGCUUAUAGAAAAAACGUUGGCAGUAUCAAAGUCAUAACUCUGAAUACUACAUUGUAUUAUAUCUAGUUUACAUGGAUCUGAUAUCCAAGCUGAAAUAAAAUAUCCCGAGAUGUAUUAAUUUCAGGAUAACUCUUACACA
This is a messenger RNA of Daldinia decipiens, 1412 nucleotides long. Its product is annotated as 3,4-dihydroxy-2-butanone 4-phosphate synthase. The transcript has 2 exons. Bases 402 to 1100 code for a protein of 232 amino acids. Gene Ontology annotation, cellular component: mitochondrial intermembrane space; cytosol. Gene Ontology annotation, biological process: riboflavin biosynthetic process; aerobic respiration. NCBI's taxonomy places the organism in Eukaryota, Fungi, Ascomycota, Sordariomycetes, Xylariales, Hypoxylaceae. Gene Ontology annotation, molecular function: 3,4-dihydroxy-2-butanone-4-phosphate synthase activity. The record is from RefSeq and is a predicted model, not a curated record.